AGAUCACUCAAAGGCUGGUGGCUGAGGGCAGAUGCAAGCCAUGGUAACGUCUAUCACGCUGUUAGAGGUAGAUCUACCUCUUAGGCUGCGCAGCAAUAAUAAUUUCUCUCCAAAAGGACUGGGGGACGGUAGAACGGGCUUUAAACUGCCGAUCAAGUGGAGCUGACUCGCUGGGACGCACGCUGGCUCCCCACCCACGGGGCCGGCCUCCGGGAAGCCCCUCCCACGCGGCCCUCGGAGAGGCAGUUCCCCCACACGGCCCCCCGGGGGCGCUGCGCGAGGGGGGCGGGUGCCUGGAGCACAGCGCUGGGGCCGCCCGCAGCGCUCACUCGCUCGCACUCAGUCGCGGGAGGCUUCCCCGCGCCGGCCGCGUCCCGCCCGCUCCCCGGCACCAGAAGUUCCUCUGCGCGUCCGACGGCGACAUGGGCGUCCCCACGGCCCCGGAGGCCGGCAGCUGGCGCUGGGGAUCCCUGCUCUUCGCUCUCUUCCUGGCUGCGUCCCUAGGUCCGGUGGCAGCCUUCAAGGUCGCCACGCCGUAUUCCCUGUACGUCUGUCCCGAGGGGCAGAACGUCACCCUCACCUGCAGGCUCUUGGGCCCUGUGGACAAAGGGCACGAUGUGACCUUCUACAAGACGUGGUACCGCAGCUCGAGGGGCGAGGUGCAGACCUGCUCAGAGCGCCGGCCCAUCCGCAACCUCACGUUCCAGGACCUUCACCUGCACCAUGGAGGCCACCAGGCUGCCAACACCAGCCACGACCUGGCUCAGCGCCACGGGCUGGAGUCGGCCUCCGACCACCAUGGCAACUUCUCCAUCACCAUGCGCAACCUGACCCUGCUGGAUAGCGGCCUCUACUGCUGCCUGGUGGUGGAGAUCAGGCACCACCACUCGGAGCACAGGGUCCACGGUGCCAUGGAGCUGCAGGUGCAGACAGGCAAAGAUGCACCAUCCAACUGUGUGGUGUACCCAUCCUCCUCCCAGGAGAGUGAAAACAUCACGGCUGCAGCCCUGGCUACGGGUGCCUGCAUCGUAGGAAUCCUCUGCCUCCCCCUCAUCCUGCUCCUGGUCUACAAGCAAAGGCAGGCAGCCUCCAACCGCCGUGCCCAGGAGCUGGUGCGGAUGGACAGCAACAUUCAAGGGAUUGAAAACCCCGGCUUUGAAGCCUCACCACCUGCCCAGGGGAUACCCGAGGCCAAAGUCAGGCACCCCCUGUCCUAUGUGGCCCAGCGGCAGCCUUCUGAGUCUGGGCGGCAUCUGCUUUCGGAGCCCAGCACCCCCCUGUCUCCUCCAGGCCCCGGAGACGUCUUCUUCCCAUCCCUGGACCCUGUCCCUGAUUCUCCAAACUUUGAGGUCAUCUAGACCAGCUGGGGGACAGUGGGCUGUUGUGGCUGGGUCUGGGGCAGGUGCAUUUGAGCCAUGGCUGGCUCUGUGAGUGGCCUCCUUGGCCUCGGCCCUGGUUCCCUCCCUCCUGCUCUGGGCUCAGAUACUGUGACAUCCCAGAAGCCCAGACCUUCAACCCCUCUGGAUGCUACAUGGGGAUGCUGGAUGGCUCAGCCCCUGUUCCAAGGAUUUUGGGGUGCUGAGAUUCUCCCCUAGAGACCUGAAAUUCACCAGCUACAGAUGCCAAAUGACUUACAUCUUAAGAAGUCUCAGAAUGUCCAGCCCUUCAGCAGCUCUCGUUCUGAGACAUGAGCCUUGGGAUGUGGCAGCAUCAGUGGGACAAGAUGGACACUGGGCCACCCUCCCAGGCACCAGACACAGGGCACAGUGGAGAGACUUCUCCCCCAUGGCCGCCUUGGCUCCCCCAUUUUGCCCGAGGCUGCUCUUCUGUCAGACUUCCUCUUUGUACCACAGUGGCUCUGGGGCCAGGCCUGCCUGCCCACUGGCCAUCGCCACCUUCCCCAGCUGCCUCCUACCAGCGGUUUCUCUGAUGAUCUGUCAACAGGUUAAGUCAAUCUGGGGCUUCCACUGCCUGCAUUCCAGUCCCCAGAGCUUGGUGGUCCCGAAACGGGAAGUACAUAUUGGGGCAUGGUGGCCUCCGUGAGCAAAUGGUGUCUUGGGCAAUCUGAGGCCAGGACAGAUGUUGCCCCACCCACUGGAGAUGGUGCUGAGGGAGGUGGGUGGGGCCUUCUGGGAAGGUGAGUGGAGAGGGGCACCUGCCCCCCGCCCUCCCCAUCCCCUACUCCCACUGCUCAACGCGGGCCAUUGCAAGGGUGCCACACAAUGUCUUGUCCACCCUGGGACACUUCUGAGUAUGAAGCGGGAUGCUAUUAAAAACUACAUGGGGAAACAGGUGCAAACCCUGUAGAAGGAUUGUAAGAGCCAGUUUAAAUCUGCACUCUGCUGUUCCUCCCCCACCCCCACCUUCCACUCCAUACAAUCUGGGCCUGGUGGAGUCUUCGCUUCAGAGCCAUUCGGCCAGGUGCGGGUGAUGUUCCCAUCUCCUGCUUGUGGGCAUGCCCUGGAUUUGUUUUUAUACACAUAGGCAAGGGGAGUCCUCUUUGGAAUUGUGAUUGAAGGAUUUUAAAGCAGGGGAGGAGAGUAGGGGGCAUCUCUGUACACUCUGGGGGUAAAACAGGGAAGGCAGUGCCUGAGCAUGGGGACAGGUGAGGUGGGGCUGGGCAGACCCCCUGUAGCGUUUAGCAGGAUGGGGGCCCCAGGUACUGUGGAGGGCAUAGUCCAGCCUGGGCAUUUGUCUCCUAGCAGCCUACACUGGCUCUGCUGAGCUGGGCCUGGGUGCUGAAAGCCAGGAUUUGGGGCUAGGCGGGAAGAUGUUCGCCCAAUUGCUUGGGGGGUUGGGGGGAUGGAAAAGGGGAGCACCUCUAGGCUGCCUGGCAGCAGUGAGCCCUGGGCCUGUGGCUACAGCCAGGGAACCCCACCUGGACACAUGGCCCUGCUUCUAAGCCCCCCAGUUAGGUCCAAAGGAAUGGUCCACUGAGGGCCUCCUGCUCUGCCUGGGCUGGGCCAGGGGCUUUGAGGAGAGGGUAAACAUAGGCCCAGAGAUGGGGCUGACACCUCGAGUGGCCAGAAUAUGCCCAAACCCUGGCUUCUCCCUUGUCCCUAGGCAGAGGGGGGGUCCCUUCUUUUAUUCCCUCUGGUCACCACAAUGCUUGAUGCCAGCUGCCAUAGGAAGAGGGUGCUGGCUGGGCAUGGUGGCACACACCUGUCAUCCCAGCACUUUGCAGGGCUGAGGUGGGAGGACCGCUUAAGCCCAGGUGUUCAAGGCUGCUGUGAGCUGUGUUCGAGCCACUACACUCCAGCCUGGGGACGGAGCAAAACUUUGCCUCAAAACAAAUUUUAAAAAGAAAGAAUGAAGGAAAGAGGGUAUGUUUUUCACAAUUCAUGGGGGCCUGCAUGGCAGGAGUGGGGACAGGACACCUGCUGUUCCUGGAGUCGAAGGACAAGCCCACAGCCCAGAUUCCGGUUCUCCCAACUCAGGAAGAGCAUGCCCUGCCCUCUGGGGAGGCUGGCCUGGCCCCAGCCCUCAGCUUUUGACCUUGAGGCAGAGACAACUUCUAAGAAUUUGACUGCCAGACCCCAGGCCUGGCUGCUGCUGUGUGGAGAGGGAGGCGGCCUGCAGCAGAACAGCCACCGCACUUCCUCCUCAGCUUCCUCCGGUGCGGCCCUGCCCUCUCUUCUCUGGACCCUUUUACAACUGAACGCAUCUGGGCUUCGUGGUUUCCUGUUUUCAGCGAAAUUUACUCUGAGCUCCCAGUUCCAUCUUCAUCCAUGGCCACAGGCCCUGCCUACAGCGCACUAGGGACGCCCCUCCCUGCUGCUGCUGGGGAGGGGCAGGCUGCUGGAGCCGCCCUCUGAGUUGCCCGGGAUGGUAGUGCCUCUGAUGCCAGCCCUGGUGGCUGUGGGCUGGGGUGCAUGGGAGAGCUGGGUGCGAGAACAUGGCGCCUCCAAGGGGCGGGAGGAGCACUAGGGGCUGGGGCAGGAGGCUCCUGGAGCGCUGGAUUCGUGGCACAGUCUGAGGCCCUGAGAGGGAAAUCCAUGCUUUUAAGAACUAAUUCAUUGUUAGGAGAUCAAUCAGGAAUUAGGGGCCAUCUUACCUAUCUCCUGACAUUCACAGUUUAAUAGAGACUUCCUGCCUUUAUUCCCUCCCAGGGAGAGGCUGAAGGAAUGGAAUUGAAAGCACCAUUUGGAGGGUUUUGCUGACACAGCGGGGACGGCUCAGCACUCCCUAAAAACACACCAUAGAGGCCACUGGUGACUGCUGGUGGGCAGGCUGGCCCUGCCUGGGGGAGUCCGUGGCGAUGGGCGCUGGGGUGGAGGUGCAGGAGCCCCGGGACCUGCUUUUCAAAAGACUUCUGCCUGACCAGAGCUCCCACUACAUGCAGUGGCCCAGGGCAGAGGGGCUGAUACAUGGCCUUUUUCAGGGGGUGCUCCUCGCGGGGUGGACUUGGGAGUAUGCAGUGGGACAGGGGGCUGCAGGGGUCCUGCCACCACCGAGCACCAACUUGGCCCCUGGGGUCCUGCCUCAUGAAUGAGGCCUUCCCCAGGGCUGGCCUGACCGUGCUGGGGGCUGGGUUAACGUUUUCUCAGGGAACCACAAUGCACAAAAGAGGAACUGGGGUUGCUAACCAGGAUGCUGGGAACAAAGGCCUCUUGAAGCCCAGCCACAGCCCAGCUGAGCAUGAGGCCCAGCCCAUAGACAGCAAAGGCCACCUGGCCCAUUCCCUGGGCAUUCCCUGCUUUGCAUUGCUGCUUCUCUUCACCCCAUGGAGGCUAUGUCACCCUAACUAUCCUGGAAUGUGUUGAGAGGGAUUCUGAAUGAUCAAUAUAGCUUGGUGAGACAGUGCCGAGAUAGAUAGCCAUGUCUGCCUUGGGCACAGGAGAGGGAAGUGGCAGCAUGCAUGCUGUUUCUUGGCCUUUUCUGUUAUAAUACUUGGUGCUUUCCAACACACUUUCACAUGUGUUAUAACUUGUUUGAUCCACCCCCUUCCCUGAAAAUCCUGGGAGGUUUUAUUGCUGCCAUUUAACACAGAGGGCAAUAGAGGUUCUGAAAGGUCUGUGUCUUGUCAAAACAAGUAAACGGUGGAACUACGACUAAA
Molecule: messenger RNA, 5056 nt
Organism: Gorilla gorilla gorilla (western lowland gorilla)
Lineage: Eukaryota; Metazoa; Chordata; Mammalia; Primates; Hominidae
Gene: VSIR
Product: V-set immunoregulatory receptor
Exons: 7
Coding region: 423-1358 (311 amino acids)
Biological process (GO): regulation of immune response; negative regulation of alpha-beta T cell activation
Cellular component (GO): plasma membrane
Source: RefSeq, a predicted model, not a curated record